CUAAAACAAACCACUUUCUCCUAGCAAGAUGGGAGCAAUUAAUCAACCCGUUGGACAGAUUCGAUUGACAAAUGUGUCUGUUGUCAAAUACAAAAAGGGAGGAAAGCGUUUUGAAAUUGCUUGCUACAAAAACAAAGUAACAGAAUGGAGAAACAAAAUUGAAACUGAUCUCGACGAAGUUUUACAAAUCCGUAGUGUAUUCAGCAAUGUUUCUAAAGGUCAUGUGGCUAGUAAGAACGAUUUAAAAACUGCUUUUGGUACAGAUGAUGUAGACGCUAUCAUCUUGGAAAUUUUACAAAAGGGUGAUUUUCAAGUCGGUGAAAAGGAAAGAAACCACCAGAUGUCUUCUACUUUUCGUGACAUCGUUUCUCAUGUUACCCUCAUGUGUGUUGACCCUAAUACCCGUCGUCCAUAUCCUGCUUCAAUUAUUGAGAAGGCUAUUUCAGAUUGUGGAUUUUCCGUUUCUAGCAAGAGCGCCAAGUCUCAAGCAUUGGAAGCAAUUCGUAAACUUCAGGAGAAAGGAGAAAUUCCAAUUGUGCGUGCUCGCAUGCGUAUCCGCAUUGUAAUCGAUAUCAAGCAAGGGAAGCCUUUGCGUGAAAAAAUUCGUUCUUUAGCAGAUGAGGUUGAAGAAGAAAAUAUGGAUGAUGAGUAUGAGUGUGUUGCUCUCGUCCUUCCUGGAAAUUACAAAACGCUAGACGAGUUUAUUCGUAAUGAAACAAAGGGCCGUGGUAUGGUUCAACUUUUGGAUAUGAACGAGUCAAGGGCAUAAAACUUGUUACUACUUAAAGUAUGUUGCUAUAGAAAGUUGACUUGCAUUGCCUGCUUGCGUUGAUCCGCUUGUCGAAUGUCAAUGUUCUGAGAAUGGAUUUUGGGAUUCUUACAUUUCUUAAUUUAGAAAUUGUUAAUUUAUUAGAUCUUUUGGUUCAAAAAAUAAACAGUCUUACAUUUUUAUUACAAUUGUUUAAAUUUGUCCUUUUCAUCUGUAUGCUACUAUUCCACGCUUUAGAGAAGAAGGGAAGAAGAAACAAAACCUAUG
Messenger RNA from Schizosaccharomyces octosporus yFS286, 1036 nucleotides. Its product is annotated as SBDS family ribosome maturation protein Sdo1. Gene Ontology annotation, biological process: ribosome biogenesis; cytosolic ribosome assembly. The record is from RefSeq and is a predicted model, not a curated record. The transcript has 2 exons. The coding region runs from base 29 to 769 and encodes 246 amino acids. NCBI's taxonomy places the organism in Eukaryota, Fungi, Ascomycota, Schizosaccharomycetes, Schizosaccharomycetales, Schizosaccharomycetaceae.